AGCGCGGGUGCGGAGGCGCGGGCGAGCGUGGGGAGCGUGUGAGGCGGCGGAGCAGCACACGGUGUCGCUGCAGGCUCAGAAACGGCGGCGGAGCGGCGAGGCGGCUCCGCCCCGGUGCGGCGGAGAGCCCGGCUGUGAGCGCGGGGGGGCGGCGCGGGGCGGGCAGGAGAGCCGGCGCGUCCGUGCGGCGGCGGGGAGCCGUGCGGGGCCCGGGCGGGUGGAGGCGGCGGCGGCGGCGAUGGGCGUGUGGUGGGGGCCCGCGGUGCGUGUGCUGGUGCUGCAGGCGGCCUGGGCGCUGGUCGGCGGGCAGGUGCGCUACUCGGUGCCGGAGGAAGCCAAGGCCGGGACGGUGGUGGGGCGCCUGGCGCAGGACCUGGGCCUGGAGGCGGUGGAUCCGGAGGCGCGGCGGCUGCGGCUGGUGGCGCAGGGCCGGCGGGCGAGCGUGGAGGUGAGCGGGGCGAGCGGGGCGCUGGUGGUGAGCUCGCGGCUGGACCGGGAGGAGCUGUGCGGGAAGAGCGCGCCGUGCGCCCUGCGCCUGGAGGUGCUGGUGGAGCGGCCGCUGCGCGUCUUCCACGUGGAGCUGGAGGUGACCGACAUCAACGACAACGCCCCGCUCUUCCCCGCCGCCCGGAAAAACCUCAGCAUCGCGGAAUCGUCGCUGCCGGGGUCUCGGUUCCCGCUGGAGGGCGCGUCGGAUGCAGAUAUCGGAGCCAACGCGCAGCUCUCCUACACACUCAGCCCCAGCGAGCAUUUCAGAGUAGAGGAAGAAAACAUUAACUCGCGUAGUAAAUCGCUGUUUCUGGUGCUCGCGAAACCGCUGGACCGGGAGGCGGUGGCUGUGCACCGGUUGGUGGUGACGGCGAGUGACGGGGGCCGGCCGCCGCUGACGGGCACGAUGGAGGUGGUGAUCUCUGUGCUGGACGCGAACGACAACGCGCCCCAGUUCAACCAGUCGGUGUACAACAUGCUUUUGCCCGAAGACGCCUUACGAGGGACACUGGUGGCUCGGGUGAUUGCCACGGAUCCGGACGAGGGAAUAAAUGGAGAAGUGAUUUAUGAAAUUGAUACGUUAAAUCCUCCCUCAUCCUCAGAUAUAUUCAGCAUCGAUGCGAAGAGCGGGGAGAUCCGACUCACGGGCGCCCUGGACUUUGAGACAGUUUCUUUGUACGACCUACACAUUAAAGCGACAGAUAAGGGGACGCCCCCGCUGUCGGGUCACUGCAAGGUGGUGUUGGAGGUGGUGGACGUGAACGACAACGCGCCGGAGGUGUGGGUGACGUCGCUGUCGGUGCCGGUGCCGGAGGACGCGGCGGUGGGGACGGUGGUGGCGCUGCUGAGCGUGUCGGACCGGGACUCGGGGGCGAACGGUCGGGUGCGCUGCGCGGCGUGGCCGCCGUCGCCGUUCGGGCUGGUGUCGACGUUCGCGGGCUCGUACUCGCUGGUGCUGCGGGAGUCGCUGGACCGGGAGCGGGUGGCGGAGUACGAGGUGGAGGUGCGGGCGGAGGACGGCGGGGCGCCGCCGCUGCGCGCCAGCCGCGCGGUGCGGGUGCCGGUGUCGGACGUGAACGACAACGCGCCGGCGUUCGCGCAGGCCGUGUACACGGUGCUGGCGCGGGAGAACAACGCGGCGGGCGCGGAGCUGGCGCGGCUGUGGGCGCGGGACCCGGACGAGGCGGGCAACGGGCGCGUGAGCUACUCGGUGGCGGAGGGCGGCGGCGGGGGCGCGGCGGCGGUGGUCGGGGGGUGGCGCCCGGCGUCGAGCUACGUGUCGGUGGACGCGGAGAGCGGGCGGCUGUGGGCGCUGCAGCCGUUGGACUACGAGGAGGUGCAGGUGCUGCAGUUCGAGGUGCGGGCGGUGGACGCGGGGGAGCCGCCGCUGUGCGGCAACGCCACGGUGCAGGUCUUCGUGGUGGACGAGAACGACAACGCGCCGGCGCUGCUGCCGGCGGCGGGCGGCGGGCCGUGGGCCGGUGCGUCGGGCGAGGCGGCGGCGUCGGGGCCGGGCUCGGGGGCGUUGUGGGCGUGGGCGGCGUGGGGGGCGCCGGCGGGGCAGGUGGUGGCGAAGAUCCGCGCGGUGGACGCGGACUCGGGCUACAACGCGUGGCUGCGCUACGAGCUGUGGGAGCCGCGGGAGAAGGGCCCGUUCCGCGUGGGGCUGUACAGCGGCGAGGUGAGCACGGCGCGGGCGCUGGAGGAGGCGGACGGCCCGCGGCAGAGGCUGGUGAUCGUGGUGCGGGACCACGGGGAGCCGGCGCGCUCGGCCACGGCCACGCUGAGCGUGUCGCUGGUGGAGGGCGCCGAGGCGGCGCUGGCGGCCGCGGGCUCGUCCUCGUCCUCCUCGUCGUCCCCGUCCUCGGCGGGGGCGGGGCUGCGGCCGGCGGCGGGCGCGGAGGGCGGCGCGGCGGCGGCGGCGGCGGCGGCGGCGGCGACGACGAACGUGUGGCUGGUGGUGGCCAUCUGCGCGGUGUCGAGCCUGUUCCUGCUGGCGGUGGUGCUGUACGGGGCGUCGCGGUGGGCGCCGCGGGCGGCCGUGCUGUCGGGGCCCGGGCCGGCGACGCUGGUGUGCGCCAGCGAAGUGGGGAGCUGGUCGUACUCGCAGCGCCAGAGCCGGAGCCUGUGCGUGGCGGACGGCGCGGGCAAGAGCGACCUGAUGGUUUUCAGCCCCAACUUCCCGCCGCUGCCCGGUCCCGCGGCGAAGGAGACGCAGCCGGAGCCGCCCGCUCUCCUGGACACGGUCAGUGGCCCUCCCUUUCUCGCCUCUCGCCCCUUCCCCCUUUUUGCUAGUCUCGCCCGAGUCGCCCUUCUCGCCCGCCGCCUGGGCAGGCGGUGGUGGGAGCCGGGCUCAGCCCCGGGGCCUGCGGGCGGUGGGUGCUGGUCGGGUGCUUAGGGCUGUUAACGGGACCUUUGCACCUGCCUUCACGUCCUUGGCGGGGCCCCUCUGCUAUUGCUUUGCGGGGAAAAGGAAAGGCAUUUCCCCGCCCAGCAGCAGUUACCUGUUUACUGUUCUGGGUGGGAGUUGUUCUCCCGUGGAAUGCAGUCACUGCCGAAGUGAUGAGAGGGGCUAGGACAUGGGCUUUGCAGAUGCUCUUGCUUGCUGCUGUGUAGCAUUUCCACCCGAGCUUGCUGAAGGGGUGCAAAACAGGCAGGCUGUGGUGGUGACAGUCCCCCAGGCACUAUUUGCUGCUUCAACACCGUUGCUGACUGCAGAUCACGCUGGUAUCAGUAUUUUCAAAAACAAACAAAAAAUCAGCUCCAAAUUUUCCUACAGAUUAGUUA
Messenger RNA from Phalacrocorax carbo (great cormorant), 3276 nucleotides. The record is from RefSeq and is a predicted model, not a curated record. Lineage: Eukaryota; Metazoa; Chordata; Aves; Suliformes; Phalacrocoracidae.